Sus scrofa (pig) is the source of this 3662-nucleotide messenger RNA. RefSeq names its product transmembrane protease serine 11C (gene TMPRSS11C). Gene Ontology annotation, biological process: proteolysis. Gene Ontology annotation, molecular function: serine-type endopeptidase activity. Gene Ontology annotation, cellular component: plasma membrane; extracellular region. The record is from RefSeq and is a predicted model, not a curated record. NCBI's taxonomy places the organism in Eukaryota, Metazoa, Chordata, Mammalia, Artiodactyla, Suidae.
AUCAGAAUCAAAUACAAAAAUGAAACUCACAGGAUGGAAACAGAUUGCCUUGGGUAUCUUAAUGAUGGUCAUUGCCGCAGUGGUCAUCGGACUCAUUGUUUAUUUUGUCACUUAUGGAAAGACACCUUUCUAUUAUCACAUCAGCUUUAAAGUCAAUAAUAUUGACUAUGACAGCAAGUUUGAAAAACCAUAUUCACAAGAAUAUAUGGACCUAAAUGAAAAGAUAGAAUCUUUGAUAAAUGAAACAUUUCAUGGAUCCAGACUGAGAAGACAGUAUAUCAGAUCUCAUGUUGUCCAAGUAAGCCGAGCUAAAGGGAAAGUGAUCAUACAUGCUGUGCUGAAGUUUAAAUCCUGUUAUAUAAAUAAUACAGCAAAAUUUCGGGAUAAGAUCAAAACCAUUUUACAGCAGAAGCUAAAGGGCAAAACUGGGUCUUUAUCUAUAGAGUCUUCUUCAUUUAGAUUUUCAGACAUCACAAUGCCGAUUGCAGAAAAUCUUCUACAUACCUGUUGUGGACAACGCACAAUAACUCCCUCUGGCAACAAGAUAGCAGGGGGCAUGGAUGCCCAAGAAGGGGAAUGGCCCUGGCAAGCCAGCCUUCAACAGAACAAUGUCCACCGAUGUGGCGCCACUCUGAUUAGUAACAGCUGGCUUGUCACUGCUGCUCACUGUUUCAUAAAGGUCAGGAAUCCCAAAGAAUGGAAUGUUAGUUUUGGGCUUCUUUUAAGUGAUCCACAAAUACAACGAAGUGUCAAGGACAUUAUAAUUCAUGAAAACUACCACUACCCUGCACACGAUAAUGACAUUGCUGUGGUGCAUCUGUCUUCACCAGUAUUAUAUACAAGCAGCAUCCGAAGAGCGUGUCUUCCAGAAGCUACUUACGCAUUCCCACCCAACUCCAAUGUAGUAGUCACUGGAUGGGGAACAUUAAAGUCUGAUGGAACAAGUCCUAAUAUACUCCAAAAAGGACUAGUGAAGAUCAUAGAUAAUAAGACCUGCAGCAGUAAGAUGGUGUAUGAUGGUGCCAUCACACCUGGAAUGUUGUGUGCCGGUUUCCUGAAGGGAAGGGUGGAUGCCUGCCAGGGUGACUCUGGUGGACCUCUAGUUGGUGCAGAUUAUAAAGGCACCUGGUUCCUUGCUGGUAUUGUAAGCUGGGGAGAUGAAUGUGCUCUUCCAAACAAGCCUGGUGUUUACACUCGAGUGACCUACUAUCGAGACUGGAUUAUGUCCAAAACUGGUCUCUAGUGCAGAAGUGCUUCGUAGAUUAAGUAUGAAAAUUAUACCCUUGAUAGAGAUGUUUGUAAUUCCCAAACAGCAUUAAACUUAGAAUCACCUCUUUUAUGCAUAUUUAAUAUUGCAAAUUUGAACAUAUAUGAUAUUAGAGCUAUAGAAUCACCUCUUUAUGCAUAUUUAAUAUUGCAAAUUUGAACAUAUAUGAUAUUAGAGCUAUGAAAACUGCUUGUGUAAUAGACUUUGACAAGGAUUUAGUGAUAGUAAUGGACCAGGAUAUAUAAUUACCCCUUCUGUUCCUUUCCAGACUGAAGGGAAUUACAUGAGUAAAUAUGGAUUACAGUUUACUUGGGAAGUCUUCUCUGCUGAUCCAGUUGCCUUGGGAAAUCAUAAAUUCAGUGUUAGCAAAAAACUCCCUUCUGUGUGUAUGGUCCUCUACUGAAUCACAUGGACUUCACAUAUCAGUAGGUUAUAGCCUAGUGAGUUGCACUAUUACUACCUAUAAAAUUUUUCAGGAAAAUCUGUCUUCCUCUUUUCCUUCUAGCCUUUGUACCAGUGACCAAUGAUCUUGCUGUUUUGCGUCACUCAGGGUGAAGACUUCCUUACCCUGAGUGACGCAAAACAGCGUGGAGUGCUUGAUAGAUCCUGAUGCUUGUUGAUUUGUCCCAAUUUCUCUUUCAUGUGAAAGUGAGGCCAGAGACAAGUUCUCACAUAUGCACAUAUAAUAGUAAAAUUAUGGUCAGACACAUGGGCCACAUUUCACUAUUAGGCUUAAAUACACUAUGUAAAUAACACCAUAUUACAUAUCUCUAAUCUCUUAAAAUUUCUCAAUGGUACAAAUUAUCAAUCAGAAUAAAUGAUAUGAAAAUAUUGCUUCUACUUCACUUUCCUUUGGCCCAUACAGAAACAUCCUAGAUGCUGGCACAGAUAUGUAUAAAGUGUACUGUUAUACCUCAUGCUAACUUGCCAGAUAAGCAAAUCAGUUGACUUUUAUCCAGAAUAUUCUCUCAUUAGGGUGCUUUCCCAGACUGCAGUCCGCAGUAUCUCUAUAGCAAUUUUGCCUUCUCUUUUUCAUCGCCUAGAUUCCUAUAGCUACCACUAAUAGCUUUUAUUAUGAUAUAAAUUUUGUUCAAGGACCCCCAAAUAAUUUCAUUAAUGAUAGUGGCCAACAUUCAUAGACAACCUAAUACGUGCCAGGCACACUUUACAUGUAUUAUUUCAUUGAACCCUCACAACAACCCUGGAGGAUGGUUCCCUUAUAAUCUUAAUUUAUAGUUAAGGAAACAGGUAGAGAGAAUUCAAGAUCAGAGAGUUUAUAGUUAGCUUAACUGCGAUUCAAAAUCAGACAAUUAGAUUCCAGGGCUCACACUUAUAAUGAUGUGGCUGUGUUAUGUGAUAUGGUUAUAACUAAGUAUCUACCUAGCAUAAUAUUCUAAAAUGAAGUAUUUGUCAUAAGUUUUUUGGAUAAAUUAAUACAAUGGGUUUAUUAUUUGAUUAAUUUUAAAAUAUUUUGUUAUAUCUUGAGUUUUACAUGUGUAAGAAUUAGUAUUCUACUUUUUAAUUUUCUGGAAAUCAUAACAAAAAAACUAUGUGCAUAUUGGUCAGAAAUCUUUGGUUGCAAGUGACAGAAACAGCAUUAGCUUAAGUGAAAAGAAGAAAUUUGUUGACUCAUCUAACUAAAAAUCUAGGGAUCUACGAAUCUAGGGAAGAGCUAAGGCUAGAUCCAGGGACUCAAACAAUGUCUUGAUCACUAGCCACAUCUUAACUUUACUCUCUUCUGUUUUCAUUCAUGGCCAAUGCUAUCCUCUGAGGUGAUAAAGACAGGCUUACUUAGAUUUUCCUUAGUGCUAGGCAAACAGUCUCACAAAAAAUAGAGCCCUCCUGCCCACUGCCUCCAGUAGAAAAAAGAGUCCUGAGCAUGUUUAUGAUUGGCCCACCUUGGAUCAGGGUACUACUUGGAGUAGAGGAGAUAGGGCCCUUGAUUGAUGACCUCUCAGGAGGUCGGGUUGGGGAGGGUGCUUUCCCAAAAAACAAAAUGCUGGUAAACAGAAAAAUAAUAGUUGUCUAUUACCCCAUGAAAAAAAUGUGCUACUCUUACAAAUCAAUACAAUUCAAGAUGUUAUUACUUCACAACAGAGAUUCUGUAGUUUCGUGUAUUUAUUGUCUUAAUAAAAAUUUCCAUAAAGCAGUGUCAUGCUGUGCGUAUUUUGGUAUCAUAGAAAAAAGCAAAAUGGACUACCGAUUUAAGCCACAAUAUUCCACUUUACCUAAUUUCUUUCUAUAUAGAAGGUGUAUAAAAUUUCUGCGGGAAAAAAGUACAAAAUGCUUAAUUUUAUCUUUUAAAAAUAAUUUGACAUGAAAAAGAUACAUUGGUAGCACAUUUAAGAAGUAUGCCAGGAGUUCUUGUCGUGGCGACGUGGUUAACGAAUCCGAC